GGACGGCUAUCCAGCUGCUGCUUCCGACGCAACAGGUCUCAUCUUUCUCCUUUCUUAAUCUCUUUUCUCAAACUUUCUUCUCUGAAUAAGUUCGCAAACCAUCGAUUUACUGACAUUAGGCUUAUCUUCCCUUUGUUGCUCGUUCAGUGAUUCAAUCGAUUGGUAGCAAUGGCCCCUCCAAAAGAUAGCAAGCCGAAGCCAGAUGCCAAGGCACAGGCAGUCAAAGCUGCUAAGGCAGUGAAGUCGGGCCCAACUUUCAAGAGGAAGGCCAAGAAGAUCAGGACCAAGGUCACAUUCCACCGCCCAAGGACACUGAAGAAGGAGAGAAACCCCAAGUACCCAAGGAUUAGUGCACCUCCCAGGAACAAGCUUGAUCACUACCAGAUUCUGAAGUUUCCUCUGACCACCGAGUCUGCCAUGAAGAAGAUUGAAGACAACAACACUCUGGUCUUCAUUGUUGAUAUCCGUGCUGACAAGAAGAAGAUCAAGGCUGCUGUCAAGAAGAUGUAUGAUAUCCAGGCCAAGAAAGUCAACACCCUCAUCAGGCCUGAUGGUACCAAGAAGGCAUAUGUGAGGUUGACCCCAGACUACGAUGCAUUGGAUGUGGCAAACAAGAUUGGCAUCAUAUAAGUUUGUUUCCUGGCCGUUUGGUUUCUAAGGGUUUUGCUUUAUAUCUUGUGUUAGAGUACAACAGUUUUGUUAUGAUGAUGCAAAACGAGAUUGGAGUUUGUAAGCCUUUGUUACUGGUUAUGGAUAAUCUAGGCUUCUACUGUUAUAAGUUCACUUGUUCCGAAUCUAGCCAUGGAUAAUCUCCCAUUAAGUCGCUCUCAAAUCUCAAUCACCUUUGUGUUACCUCCGAAUAUACACUGUUGUUUCACUAGUUUUAGAGUUAGUUCUGCUGCUA
Messenger RNA from Linum tenue, 904 nucleotides. Lineage: Eukaryota; Viridiplantae; Streptophyta; Magnoliopsida; Malpighiales; Linaceae. The record is from the annotation of a GenBank genome assembly.